AUGUCGCCUAUCCUCCCUCAACGUCUAUCUAAUCCUGCCAACAGUCGUGGUGGUAAACGGGUGCGGCUGUCUUGCCUUGACAAGCGUAGCGAGAAGUUCGCUGAAGUGGAGCAGCUCUUCAGAAAAGCCUGGCGCCAUCGCAAGAAAGAGCAACCGCAGGUACAGAAUGUAUUCAAGGUCCUCUGGCCGGAGUCACUUUUGGAGCCGUAUCUGGAAUACCGUGAGCAGGUCGAGAGCUCACGCCAGUCAAAGGAUGCGAAUGAGAAGCUGCUCUUUCACGGCACGAAUCGCGCGUGCCUCCUGGGCGAGAGCAGGGAUAAUGUCCUUCUGUGUCCCCUGAAAAGUUGUUACUUGUGUUCUAUUCUCCGCAGUUCAUUUGAUGUGAAGAAGUGUGGCCAGAAGAACUCAUUCAAGCGGUUCGGUCACGGCAUAUAUACGUCUGCCUGUUCUUCAAAAGCAGAUGACUACACCCUCAAUGCAUCACAAGAUGCCCGACUUCGCAUAGUUGUUCUAUGCCGGGUCGUUGUCGGCAAGACGUACAAGAGAUAUCGAAACGCGCCCGAACUAACUGAGCCGCCCAAAGGCUAUCAUUCUGUAUCGGGAGAAGUGGGCUGGGAUCUGAACUAUGAAGAAACCGUUUGCUACAAUAACGACGCCAUACGGCCUGCAUACAUCGUCGUCUACGGGAACGAACCGCCUGUUUCUCUCAACUUCAAGGCCUUUGUAUCGACCAUCUUCCACACACCACUUGCGUCGUAG
Molecule: messenger RNA, 759 nt
Organism: Coniophora puteana RWD-64-598 SS2
Lineage: Eukaryota; Fungi; Basidiomycota; Agaricomycetes; Boletales; Coniophoraceae
Product: ADP-ribosylation
Exons: 9
Coding region: 1-759 (252 amino acids)
Molecular function (GO): NAD+ poly-ADP-ribosyltransferase activity
Source: RefSeq, a predicted model, not a curated record